This is a messenger RNA of Didymodactylos carnosus, 1917 nucleotides long. NCBI's taxonomy places the organism in Eukaryota, Metazoa, Rotifera, Eurotatoria, Philodinida, Philodinidae. The record is from the annotation of a GenBank genome assembly.
AUGAAUAAUGAUCGUUUGCCGGGGCAGAUAGAUGAUGAUGAUGACGAUAUUAUUCCAAAAAAAUUUGAUCAAGAUAAACUCACAUUAAAAGUAAUCAAAAGAGUUAUGAUUUUUAUGAAUCACACAACUAAACGUGAUGGAGAUAUAAGAGUUCAUCGAAGACCAGUGCCAACAGAUUUGAGUUAUCCAGAUGUUCCAUAUGGUUUUGAUAACAAAACAUUUCAUCCCGAUGAUGUUGAACCCAUUCCACGUCUUCCCAGUACUCAACCACUAAGAACUCUCAAAGUAAAUUCAAAUGAAAAGGUGCGGAAUAACGGUAAUAGUCCAAAUAACUCCAGACCCACGACGACCACUACAACCGUAUCUCGUCCACAAUCAACAAAUUCUAUGAAAACACCGUCCAUUCCAGCACAAGUACAAAUAUUGAGCGGUGUAACUGUUACGGAUAGUCUCGAUGAUGAAGAUAUUCCAUUAACAGAUGAUAUCACCACUGCAAAACACCGUUCACUCAAAAAAGCAAAUCAACGUCGUCGAGCGUUACAAAAUCAAACUUCUACGUUAUCUACUUCUUCUUUAUCACCACCAUCAUCACCAACGACAACGACAACAAAAACUUCUUCUACGAGUAAUAUCAAUAAUAAUAAAAAAUAUAUACGCUGCUUGAUUGUUGCUUCUAAUAAUCAUCAAAAUAAUAAUGCUUAUACAAGUGAAAAUGAAAAUAUUUAUGAUAAUCACCAUUUAGCUAAUAAUUCUAUAACUAACUCAGUUAAAUAUUUAAAUAAACAUAAAUCUACAUUAGGGACGACAAAUAAUCCACCACUAUCAUCAUCACAACAAAAUGGAGCACACAAUCGUAAAGAACGUAAAGAACGUCGACGCCGGCAUCAAGCCAAUGAAGAAAAUAGUAAAAGUCAGCAAAAUAAUAAUAAUAAUAAUAAUAAUAAUAAUAAUAGUAAUAAUGAUGAUUUCCAUCACCAACGAAAUAAUGAACAAAAUAAUCCUUCAUACGAAUCACUGCUUGUAGGAAAUUCGGAUUCAGAUGGUGAAAAAGAACCGCAACAAGUGAGACCAGUAGAUGAUGAAAGACAGUCGUUGAUGGAAAAUCCUAGUCCAUCAAUUGGCUUAGCAUUACGUAGUUUAUUUGAAUUAAUUACAGAAGAUUUAGAUAAAUUUGUUUAUCAACCAGCGCCAAAUGGUUUAGGCGAUAUUCAAUGUCGAAUAACGAGAGAUAAACGAGGCGUUGAAAAAGGCUUAUUUCCAACGUAUUAUAUGCAUGCUGAAAGACCAGAUGGAAAAAAAUUUUUUAUAUUAGCCGGUAGAAAACGUCGAAGAAGUGCAACAUCAAAUUAUUUGAUAUCAACUGAUGCUACAGAUUUAUCGCGUGAUGGUGAAAGAUUUAUAGGAAAAUUACGAGGCAAUAUGAUUGGCACACAAUUUACCGUUUAUGAUCAUGGUACUAAUCCAAAACGUGGCAUACCAGUAGAUGAGAGACGACGUGAAGUGGCAGCCAUUGAAACAAAUAUUUUAGGAUUUAAAGGACCGCGUAAGAUGACAAUUUUAAUACCAGGAAUGAGUAAAGAUCAUCAUCGUGUCGAAGUUAGACCAAGUACAGAACAAGAAAGUUUAUAUGAAAGAUGGAGACGUAAAGAUAUGGAAAAUAUCUUAGAACUCCACAAUAAAACACCUGUAUGGAAUGAAGAAACACAAUCCUAUGUAUUAAAUUUUCAUGGAAGAGUAACACAAGCAUCGGUUAAAAAUUUUCAAGUUGUUCAUGAUGACGAUCAAGACUAUGUUGUUAUGCAAUUUGGCCGUGUUUCAGAUGAUGUAUUUACAUGUGAUUAUAAAUAUCCAUUGUGUGCUGUUCAAGCAUUUGGUGUAGCAUUAAGUUCAUUUGAUGGAAAAUUGGCAUGUGAAUAA